AUGGCAAUCAAAUUAGACCUCCAAAAGGCAUAUGAUAGAGUAAGCUGGAGGUUCAUUCAAGAUGUUCUUCUUCAUCUGGGAUUUAACCAAACAUUCACAAGCUGGAUCAUAUCUUGCAUCUCCUCAGUCUCAUUUGAAGUUCUUGUCAAUGGAGGUAAAACUGAGAGCUUCAAACUUGACAGGGGCCUUAGACAACGGGACCCACUCUCAUCAUAUCUAUUCAUUUUGGGGCAAGAAAUUUUCUCCGGAAUGCUUGACUCAGAACUCAGGAACAAAAAUCUCUAUGGCAUUAAGACCAGCAAGAGUGGACCAACUAUCACCCACGUGAUCUAUGCUAAUGACAUAGUGUUGUCCUCUAAAGCUUCCAGAAAAGAUGUUGGAACUAUAUCAAGGAUCCUUGAAAAAUACAGCUUACGGUCUAGUCAAUUGGUGAAUAGGAACAAGUCAGGAAUCUACUUCUCCAAGCAUACACAGAGUCCCACACGAAGAACCAUCAAAAGCAUCCUUCAAGUCAAGGCCCUAAAAAAAGAUGUUUAUCUAGGAGCCCCAUUCCUAUUGUCAAGAGCUCCCUCAAAGGACUUUAUUUACCUUCAGCACAAACUUGAAGCUAGACUCACAGGGUGGAGAACUUUAUGGUUUGCUGCUUGUUGGGGCUUCAAAGCUGAUGAAUCUAACAUCCACAGCCCAGUGGAUAUCGUCAAAAUUGUUCUCGAUCCUCCAAAAGCUUUUUGUCAAGCUAGAGAGCAAUGGCUCAUCUCUCUCAACAUGGCUUUGAUUUUGGAGGAAAUUUGGAGAGUUAGGAACUUAGCUCUUCAACACAACAGCCCUAUCGACCUGCCAUCAUCCAUCCAUACAAUUCACAGAAGGUUCAAUGAGCUCUCCCUAGCUCUUGCUAGCCCAUCUCCUGAUUAUAUCCAUGUUGCUCAACCUUCUUGGAUUUCUCCUCCCCCUGGUUGGCUCAAAAUCAAUGUGGAUGUUGCGUUAUCCACCACUCAUGCUUCCUUCAUUGCAGUUGCAAGGGAUCACCUUGGCAUCCCUAUCAAAAUUGGGGCUAGAAUCAUGUAG
This is a messenger RNA of Quercus robur (English oak), 1065 nucleotides long. RefSeq lists its product as uncharacterized. Bases 1 to 1065 code for a protein of 354 amino acids. The record is from RefSeq and is a predicted model, not a curated record. NCBI's taxonomy places the organism in Eukaryota, Viridiplantae, Streptophyta, Magnoliopsida, Fagales, Fagaceae. The transcript has 2 exons.